Molecule: messenger RNA, 1776 nt
Organism: Saccostrea echinata
Lineage: Eukaryota; Metazoa; Mollusca; Bivalvia; Ostreida; Ostreidae
Product: multiple epidermal growth factor-like domains protein 10
Exons: 12
Coding region: 1-1776 (591 amino acids)
Molecular function (GO): scavenger receptor activity
Source: RefSeq, a predicted model, not a curated record
AUGGACAACAGGGUGGUGUUUCGUCUUCUUGUUGAAUUAAUACUGAUAGGGAAUUUUGCAACUGCAUAUGAUAACAUUGCAUUACGUAAGUUUGCAUGGCAGCAGUAUCCUUAUACAGGCCGUCCAUUAAACUUUGCGAGGGCUUACAAAGCUGUAGAUGGGCUGUAUUCUAACCGGUCUGUCUUUGGAGGACAGUGUACGAUAUCGGGAAAUGCAGAGAGAACUGCAACCUGGACGGUUGAUCUAGGAAGAAUACUUAGUAUACAUCAUAUAACUAUAUACUUUAGGACGGAUGAUAUCCCGUGGGACGAAAAUAAUGCAUACACGGAACGCUUGCUUGGUUUCUCGGUUUACAUCUCAAACACAUCCGACAAAUUUGAUGGCUAUCUAUGUUUUAAAGACACGAAGUACACCAAGACUACAGUACCGAAUACUACUACAAUAGAAUGUAUAAACCACGGACAGUACGUCAUCUACUACAAUGAGAGACUUCCUGGAGUUACCUACCCUGUUGGAUAUUCCCAUUUCGCAUAUAGCGAUCUCUGUGAACUUGAAAUUUAUGGAUGCCCUACUACAGGUGUUUAUGGAGAGAAUUGUACCUUACCGUGUUCACAGAGUUGCCAGGAGAGACAUUGUAACAUUUUGGAUGGGGCUUGUCUUGGAUGUCUUACCGGAUACAAAGGACCACGAUGUGAAGAACAAUGUGAUAAUUAUAAAUACGGCUUUGAGUGUACCUUUACAUGCGGUAACUGUAGCAACGGAGAACAAUGUCAUCACGUGAAUGGAAGAUGUACAAACGGAUGUGACGUUGGGGCUCAAGGAUAUACAUGUGACGAAGCUUGUCCCUUUGGUAGACAGGGAAAGAAUUGUGUUGAGGUCUGUAAACCAAACUGUAGAGGAGGCUGUAACAGAUUCACUGGUGUCUGUCAGUCUGGUUGUUACCCUGGAUGGAAGGGAACGUUCUGUGAAGAUGAAUGUGAUGAGUUGUAUUAUGGUGCACACUGCAGUACCUCAUGUGGCUUCUGUCUGAAUUCCGAACAAUGUCAUCAUAUCAAUGGAACAUGUUUUGAAGGAUGUGACAGGGGAUUUCAGGGAGAAAAAUGCACUGAAGCAUGUCCUGAAGGACUCUUUGGCUACAACUGCCAGGAGACAUGUGACAUCAAUUGUGGAGUCCCUGGUAGAUGUAACAGAGUAACAGGACAAUGUGAAGGAGGAUGCCAACCAGGGUGGAAAGACACUAAAUGUGACCAAAAAUGUGACGGUGGUACGUUUGGACAGAACUGUACUCAGCCAUGCGGGGUUUGUUUUGGAAAAGAACAGUGUCAUUUUAUAAAUGGAACAUGCUUGAAUGGCUGCGAUAAAGGUUAUCAAGGAAUCAAGUGUACACAGGCAUGCCCUGACGGACGUUAUGGAUACAACUGUCAGGAGACGUGCAGCAUGAACUGUAAACGUUCAACGACAUGUGAUGUCAUUUCAGGACAAUGUAGUGUGAUAGGACAACCAUCAGAGUAUGAUACAGACAGUCAGUGCUAUCCAUCUCUUUAUGGAGUAGUUACCACUCUUUGCUUAAGCAUUGCUUUAAAUAUCUUUUUCGUAAUCUGUUUCAUUAGAAAUAGAGCAUGUAAAGGACAGAGUCAAGAAAAGAAAAAUACGAAACAGUUGUCAACAGAACACACACCAUAUAACACAGAGCUUUAUGACAAAGUGGAAGACAACGCAUGCUAUCAGGAACUGGGUCAAAUAAGUCAACUUUCCCAUUAUGACAAGUUACAUUAG